This is a messenger RNA of Peromyscus californicus insignis, 4400 nucleotides long. RefSeq names its product zinc finger CCHC-type containing 13 (gene Zcchc13). The coding region runs from base 3395 to 3904 and encodes 169 amino acids. The record is from RefSeq and is a predicted model, not a curated record. Gene Ontology annotation, cellular component: cytoplasm. Lineage: Eukaryota; Metazoa; Chordata; Mammalia; Rodentia; Cricetidae. The transcript has a single exon. Gene Ontology annotation, biological process: positive regulation of cytoplasmic translation. Gene Ontology annotation, molecular function: mRNA binding; translation regulator activity; single-stranded RNA binding.
GCUAAGUGUACCUGGAGUCCACUGUGAAAGUGUUAGAUAGCAUCUCAGAACAAAAGUUGUACUCAUACAGAAUUAAAACAGAUUGUAGUUACAAAGCUCGACCUAAUACUUUUCUGUAAAACUAGCUUAGUUCUGUCUGAAGAUUACAUUUAAGAACAUUCUUCUAGAUUACCAUUAGGAUAAACAAUUUUUUAAUUUAUUUUUAUUUAAUGUUCAUUGGUGUUUUGCCUGCAUGUAUGUCUGUGCAAGGGUGUCAGAAGCCCUGGAAUUGGAGUUACAGACAAAUGUGAUCUGACAUGUGGAUGCUGGGAAUUGAACCUGGGUCUUCUUGAAGAGCAGUCAAUGCUCUUAACCGCUGAGCCAACUCUCUAGCCCUGAAACAACAUAUUUUUACAUCCGACAAAUUGUUAACACAAUUAGAAAUGUUAAAAAUCAUCUCUAAAGUUCCAAGAUGUUUCUUUCUUAUAAUUUAAUUUCUCUGAGAUUUUUAAUUAUAAGGGGUAUCAAGAAUUGUAUUUUAGGGUUGAGGACGUAUCUCAGUUGGUAGAAUAUUUGCCUAGCCUGGAAAAAGCCCUGGCUUCAGAUUCAACACUAUUUAAACCUGUAUUGUGGCACACAUCUGUAAUGCUGGGAUUAAAGGCUGGGCGACCAGUGCCCGAUGCUUACAUUUGUCUUUUUCUCAACAAAAAACAUGAAUAGGUUCAUCUCUGCUUUACACCCUAGUUAUUUUAAACUUUAUCAGUUGUGAGGCCUUGCAGGCAAGCUUGGCUGUUAGUAAUUUCCAUUCUAAUCACUUAGUUGGGGACGGGGUGCUAGACCAGCAGAAAUCGGGGGAGGGUAGCUGAUUUAGCAGGCUCCAACCCCUAGGGGUCUAGUGUUUCCUCUUUCUCUCUAGUUUGUGACCUAAACUGACUGACUUCGAGUGUUAUUUUGAAAAUGAACCGUCAGAUAUUAUUUCUUACACAUACAUGCAUAUAUCCAUAUAUCUAUACAGACAUAAAAUAAAGAAGACCAAGAGGGUAGAGUGGCAUGUACUUGUAGUCUGGGGCAGAAAGAUCAUUUGAAACUAGCCCUAGCCACACAAUCUAGUAAAACUCCAUUAAAAUAAAGAAAAGAGAGACCGCAAGGGCUGGAUAUAGCCCAGUUGUAGAGUGCUUUCCUAAUGUGUAUAAGAGCCAGAGUUAGAGCUCCAGCAUCACACACCCACGUUAAAAGUAAAGGUAAGUGUGGUAUCACAUGCCUAUAAUCCCAGCACUGAGAGGCAGCGCCAGGAGGAUAAAGUUGAAGGCCAUCUCCAGCUACAUGAGAUCCUUAAAAAAAAAACAAAAACAAAACCAAAAAAACCCCAAAUAAUUUCCAUGUUUGAAUGUAUUUAUAAACAUUUUGUUUUGAUUGGGAUCAGACCCACAGCCUAAGCAAGUACUAUACAGGUCAGCUGUAUAGCCAACUCAUUUUAAUUGCAUUUAUUUUCCAAGCAAAAACAUUGUUUUUAUAUUGAAUGCUUCAUUUUUGUUCUUUAAUAACGUAAAUAAUGCAUUUAUGUUAAAAGUGAAGAUUACAAGUCAGGAAUGGCAGGCCAUUUGUGUAAUCCUAGUACUUUGGAGGUAGAGGCAGGUGGAUCAGAAGUUCAUCCUGAGUUACUUCAAGGCAAGCUGGGCUACUUGAACCCCCCCCCCCCCAUUGCCACAAACAUGGAAAGUUAAGUUUGCAGUAAUAAAAUGUGUUAAACUGUGAGCAAAUUUCACUGUAGAUUUUUAAUCCCAGCUCUCCGGAGGCAGAGGCAGGAAGAUCUCUGUGAGUUCAAGGCCAGCCUGGUGUACAGAGUUAGUUUCAGGACAGCCAGGGCUACACAGAGAAACCCUGUCUUGAAAAACAAAACCAAAGUCUGGUGGUGGUGGUACAUGACUUUAAUCCCAGCACUCACUCAGGAGGCAGAGGCAGGUGGAUCUCUGUGAGUUUGAGGCCAGCCUGGUCUACAGAGUGAGUUCCAGGACAGCCAAGGCUGUUUCACAGAGAAACUCUGUCUCGGAAAACCAAAAUAAAUAAAUAAAUAAAUAAAAAUAAAAAUAAAUAAGUAAAUAAAAAUACAUAUCUAUCUGAUUUGUUGUUUACUGGAGAUGGAAUGUAAGCUCUGUGCAUGCUAGGCAGGUACUGUAUCACUGAGCUAUAUCAUCAGCCCUUGUGGACCUAUUAUUUGUUUUUUUCAUUUUUCUUUAUUAAGAAAUUUUCUACUCACUCCACAUACCAUCCACAAAUCCCCCUCCUCCCUCCUCCCACCCCUCAGCCCUCUUUCCCAAGCCACUCCACAACCCCACAUCCCCCAAAUCGAGUUCUCCCAUGGGGAGUCAGCAAAGCCCGGCACACUGAGCCUAGGCAGGUCCAAGCCCCUUCCCACCGCACCAAGGCUGUGCAAGGUGUCACACCACAGGCACCAGAUUUCCAGAAGCCUGUCCAUGCACCAGGGACAGAUCCCGAUCCCCCUGCCUGGGUGCCCCCCCAAACAGUUCGAGUCAAACAACCAUCUUCCAUAUCCAGAGGACCUAGUCCAGUCCCAUGGGGGCUGCACAGCCACCAGUCCACAGUUCAUGGGCUUCCACUAGUGUAGACACAUUAUUUUUAUAAACAUAUUUUAUUUAAAAACAAACACUAGUUAUCAAAGCUGGAUAUGGUGUACACCAGUAAACCCGGCACUCAGGAGGCUAAGGCAAGAGAGUUCCUGAAAGUUUGAGGCCAGUUUGUCGUAAAUAGUGAGUUCCAGGUAAUCCAUGACUACACAGCAAGACACUGCCUCAUAAUAAUUAAUUAAUUAAAAUUACAUAGAAACUAUGGAAAGGGCUUUCUUUGUGAUCUAGUAAGUAAAUAAAUUUUCUUGUUGUGUACCCAAGGUUGGUGUAGAACUCACAAUGUUGUGCAGGCCUUCUGAGCCUGGAAUUAUAGGGUUGUGCCACCACAUUUAGGGAGAAUAACUAAAUUAUGAAAUAUGCUACAGGUCAGAAUUCCUGAACAUAAAGGGAUUCAAAGUCAACUUUAAUAACUUAAGUGUUGAAAACCAACGAAAAAUAUUUAGACUCGUGUAGUGAGUGGUGCAUAUCUAUAGUCCCAGCGCUCAUGAGGCCUAGGCAAAAGGAUCUUGAGUUCAAGACCAAGCUGGAAUAGGUGGUGACAUGAUGUCAAGAUGUCUGGGAAAACUAAAACUAAACCAAACUAAAUGCACACGCGCAUAUCAAAAAACCUGUGACGCCAGGCCACUGAGGCCGUGUGCAAAGCUCACGCAACGUCACAGAAGCCAGCUAGGAAAAAGCGCCAUUUGUAUCUAAGCCACCCUAGUGGGGUAGCCUCGGGGAUCCGUGGCAGCGGUGUGUGGGCCUGCUCACUGGAAGAUCUCACCGUACCCAUGAGCAGUAAAAGUUGCUUCAAGUGUGGACGCUCUGGCCACUGGGCCCGGGAGUGUCCUAAAGGAGGAACUCGAGGGCGAACACCAAGAAGUCGUGGCAGAGGUCCUCAAUGCAGCUCCGCCAGCCAGUCUGACAUCUGUUAUCGCUGUGGUGAAACUGGUCAUUAUGCCAAGGACUGUGAUCUCCAGGACGCCUGCUACAACUGCGGGAAAAGAGGCCACAUCGCUAAAGACUGUACCCAGCCUAAACGAGAGAGGGAGCAGUGCUGUUACAUCUGCAGUAGACCUGGUCAUCUGGCUCGUGAUUGCGGCCGGCAGGAAGAGCAGAAAUGCUACACGUGCGGCGAAUUUGGGCACAUCCAGAAAGACUGCACCCAAAUUAAGUGCUACAGAUGUGGUGAGAAUGGCCACAUGGCAGUGAACUGCAGCAAGGCGAGCGAAGUCAGCUGCUACCGCUGUGGCGAAGCUGGACAUCUAGCCAGGGAAUGCCCCAUUGAGGCUACCGCUUAGUACUUAGUACUUUUAAGCCCCUCUUCUUUACUCUUUAGCUAUGCUGUUUGUAAAAUUUCCUUACUAAUCAAAAGGGUGAUAGAAGCUACUCCUAAGUCGCCAUAAUUACCAUCUUAAGACAGGAAAAGACUUGGGGGGGAAAAACCAUCAAAAACAUCAUCAAUGUGCUGUUUGGUUGUCGCGUUGAAAUCCAUAGAGGGCAGGCAUUUUGAAUGGGAGACAACUGGUGGACUCUUUGAACAUGUUCGUUUUGGCACAUUUCAUUAGGAAUUGAUAGUGAAAACAUCAGAAUAAGCUUAGAACAUUGCCUUUGAAUUUACAAACAAAUAAUAUGUAUGUGUGUCAGAUAAAGGCAAACAGCCAUGAAGCAGAAGAAAGCCAACUAAAAGACAAGAAGAGAAACUGUACUUUCUUGGAGGUGGGGGCAAGAACAUCUUGAUGAAGGAGCAUUUCCUCAGAGACCAUUAGAGCAAAUAAAACUGUUUCUGAAACUCUA